AUGAAGGAGGUUGGGGUGGCCGGCGUCGUGCCCCGUGGGUGCACGGGGGGGUUUGGCGGGGGGCUGGGGGUUGGGUGGAUGACUUUGUGGUUGUUUGUUGUUGUUGGCGGUGGUCUGGGCCUGGCUGUCGCCUUGCCGUUUGCGCGGGGGGCGUGGCCGGGGCCGUGGGUACUGCGGUGUGCGCUCGGGGGGUUGCGUGGGGUGGGAGCUGGGGGUGGAGUUGAGGCUGCGGGCGCGAGGGCAGGCCGGCGCGUCACGACCCUUCCCAUCACGAGAAAUGCGCCGCGCGCGGGGCCCGGGCGGCGGUCCCCUGGUCGGCAGGCGGGUGGGGGGCCUCGUUGA
Messenger RNA from Peronospora matthiolae, 342 nucleotides. NCBI's taxonomy places the organism in Eukaryota, Oomycota, Peronosporomycetes, Peronosporales, Peronosporaceae. The record is from the annotation of a GenBank genome assembly.